This is a messenger RNA of Fonsecaea multimorphosa CBS 102226, 1722 nucleotides long. RefSeq lists its product as uncharacterized. The coding region runs from base 1 to 1722 and encodes 573 amino acids. NCBI's taxonomy places the organism in Eukaryota, Fungi, Ascomycota, Eurotiomycetes, Chaetothyriales, Herpotrichiellaceae. Gene Ontology annotation, molecular function: transmembrane transporter activity. The record is from RefSeq and is a predicted model, not a curated record. The transcript has 2 exons. Gene Ontology annotation, biological process: transmembrane transport.
AUGAAGCCCUCGGAUCAUGGGCCUCUUCUCCGUCGCAAGUCUUCGACUCCUCACUACCAGACAUUUGGCGGCAUCUCACCUCCCAAGUCUCGAGGGCGACCGCUGUCCGAUUCUUCCAACUCUUCCAGCCACGACCUGCACAAUGGACAAGACAGCAACCACCACCACAACACGCCGCUGCCAAAGAAACAGAUGGCUAUCUUGGCCGUUAUAGCUCUGUGCGAGCAGACAGCACUCAAUUCUAUCAGCCCCUACUUGCCUGCGAUGGCCUCGACGUUCCCCGAAGUGAAACCAGGACAGGUGGGCGUGUACGUGGGGUUGAUAGCUUCUGCCUUCGCGCUCGCGCAGCUGGCGACAAACUUCUUUUGGGGAUGGCUGUCCGAUCACAUUGGAAGAAAACCGGUGAUAUUGAUGGGCACAAUAUUUACGGCGGCUUGUUUCGUGGCGUUUGGGUUUGUGAAGACACUGCCACAAGCCAUUGCGGUUCAAGCAUUGAUGGGGCUGUUGAAUGGGAACCAAGGUGUUGUCUCUACCUGCCUUGGUGAGAUCACCGACCGAAGCAAUCAAUCCCGCGCUUUCACCUAUCUCCCUGUCAUCUAUGGUCUUGGAGGUAUCACCGGCCCCGUCAUCGGUGGUGUGUUGGUGUUUCCCAAGAAUCCUUUCGACCAUUCAAAGCCGAACCCGUACCCUUACCUUACACCGAACCUCCUUUCCGCAGCAAUCCUCUUGAUAGACUUCGUUCUUACGUCUAUUUUCCUGGAGGAGAGCUUGGAAGAGGCACAGUAUCUCCAACCUCUAGGGUCCAGAGUACGGAACAUCUUUACAUGGCUUUGGCAAUUCACCUCUUCCAGCAGACCUCAUUACCUGCGACGAAAGGGAAAGAGCCAUCAAAGUCCAACCCACGAAAAUGGGCUUGCCGAGGUUUCGGACGACGAAGAUACGGAUGGCGGCGUGGAAAACCCAGGAUUCUUCCCCGCUUCGGACGAAUUGAAGAGGAAAGACGUGCUCAACCGAGACACCAUUCUUCUCCUUGUGACAUACCUCAUUUUCCAACUAUCCAACAUUUCUUUCAACUCACUAUAUCCCAUUUUCGCUCAAGCAUCACCACCCACCGGCCGAAACCUCGACCCAGAAGAGAUCGGCCUGUCGCUCGCCUUUGCCGGAGUGGUGACCAUUCUUUUCCAGAUCGGUAUUUUCGGAAAGUUACGGGAUAUGAUGGGGAACAGAUGGGCUUACAGAACUGGUUUGGCUGGGUUUGUGAUUGCCUACGUCUUGAUGCCUUGGGUCGGAUACAAAGACGACGCCGAUGGAAAUGUGGGUACACGUGGUGCGGCAUGGCUAUGGCUAGAGAUUUGCGUUGUGCUUCUUAUCAAGACUGUCGCGGCGGUUGGUGGUCUGACUAGCGCUCUGCUGUUGAUCACUAAUUCGGCUCCUAAUCACUCUGUUCUGGGAACCCUUAAUGGCCUUGCGCAGACUCUGUCGGCCGCAGGUCGAGCGGUUGGCCCCUUCGUUUCUGGUGGUCUCUUCUCACUGGCCACUCGAGUCCACCCCAAAGGAGAAGCCCUUGCUUUCGGUAUCUUUGGUGGUGUCUCAUUCAUCGGUUUCCUGCUAAGCUUCGGCAUUCGAUCACCCAGCUUGGAAGCCGAGGGGUGGGAUUCGGAGAACGGAGAUGAAGAAAACGAUGACGGUUCUGACAAAUCGGAAGAUGAUGACGAUGAUUGA